CGGAGAGUUACACUUCGUCCUCGUUUAAGCCGCGUGUGCGUCUUGAAGGCAACAAAGUGUGACGUUUGACUCGGCCGUCUCCCCCAAACAGAUGUGGAUACACCGCUCGGGAGCUGGCCAGCUGACGUGAAGGGGAGGGCAGAGGAUCCCAGUUCGGCCUGAGUGUGGAUGACCUGCCCCCGGAAACAGGACCAUGAUCUGAAGAGGGCGCAGCGCACCGAACCCCGUUAUUCCUCUCCUCCUUCUCCCUCUUUUUUUUCUUUCUUUUUUUUUUUUAAUCUACGGGGUGACAACCUCCCUGCUCGGCCGCUUCAAACGGAGUGGGUGUGCACGUAGAGGACAAACCGAGAGACUUUAGGAGAAGGGAAGAAAUACGACGACAGUCAUCUGUGACCUCUGACCUUGCCACUUCCCCUGCUCCUCCCACCGCAACACCGGAAACAUGGGGAGGAAAAAGAUUCAGAUUCAGAGGAUCACAGACGAACGCAACAGACAGGUGACGUUCACCAAGCGGAAGUUCGGUCUGAUGAAGAAGGCGUACGAGCUGAGUGUCCUGUGCGACUGUGAGAUCGCCCUCAUCAUAUUCAACCACUCCAACAAGCUGUUCCAGUACGCCAGCACCGACAUGGACAAGGUCCUGCUCAAGUACACCGAGUACAACGAGCCACAUGAGAGCCGGACCAACGCGGACAUCAUCGAGACGUUGCGAAAGAAAGGCUUUAACGGCUGCAACAGCCCCGAGCCCGACGGCGACGACUCCAUCGACCAAAGCCCGCUAAAUGACGACAAGUACCGCAAGACCGAGGACCUGGACAGCCUCUUCAAACGCUACGGCGCUCUGAACAAGAAAGAGCACCGGGACUCUGAGAGCCCAGACCCCGAGGAGCCCUUCUCCCUCACCCCCCGCACUGAGGAGAAAUACAAAAAAAUUGACGAGGAGUUUGAUAAAAUGAUGCAGAACUAUAGGCUGUCAGUGAGUACCCCCCCUCUGUGUAACACCGCCCCCUCCUCAUCUAACGGCUACAUCAGUGCCAGGGCCUCGCCGGGCCUCCUCUCCGUAUCCAACGGCAACAGCCUGGGGAAAGUAGUCCCAGCUAAGUCUCCGCCUCCGCCCAGCCCUCAGAUGGUCAACAGCCGCAAGCCGGACCUGAGGGUCAUCACCUCGCAGAGCGGCAAGAGCCUCAUGCAGCUGACAGAGGAAGAGCUGGAGUUGAAUGCUCAGCGGCUAGGCGGAUCCCAGGUGGCACAGCCGCUCACCACGCCAGUGGUCUCCGUGGCAACACCCAGUCUCCUAGCGCCCUUCUCCGGCAUGCAGACGGCCUACAACACUGAGUACCAGCUGACGAGUGCGGAUCUCACAGCGCUCCAGACGUUCACACCACCGGGGCUGGUGCCUGGCAACAUGGCUGCCUGGCAACAGCAACAGCAACCAGCAGUCUCUCAGCAGCAGCAGCAGCAGCAGCAGCCGCAGCAGCUGAGCCUGGCGUCGCUCAGUAACUUGGUGCCGGUGGGCCACAUACCUCAGGGCGCCGCGCUGACAGUCAACACGAACCCCAACGUCAACAUCAAGUCCGAACCCAUCUCUCCAAACCGUGACCGCAGCACUCCCAGCUCCACCAGCGCCGCCGGGGGAGGCGGAGGCGGAGGGGGCCAGGGUCAAGUCCAGGGACAAGGUCUGGUGUCGGUCGCCUAUCCUGGCACCCUGCGCCUGGAAGCGGGCGGUCAAGGUCGCUCGCCCGUCGACAGCCUCAGUAGCAAUGGCAGCUCGUACGAGGGCAGCGACCGGGACGACGGCAUCCAGGGUCGAGCCGUGGGUCCGGAGUUCCACCACCAGGCUGGCGCCGGGGCCCAGCAGCCCACCAUGGUCCUCCUGCGGCCCUCUUCAGCCGAGCCCCAGGAGCAGGACGGGACCAACGUCAAGAGAAUGAGACUGGAUACCUGGGUCACAUAAAGAGAUGGCCAGAGAGGGACGGAUGGACAGAUGGAGGAUGGAGAUGUGUACUUGUGGCUUGUGUACAUGCCCCCACCGGCCCCGACGCCCCCAGUCUCCCUCCCUGUGCAUUCACACACACACACACACACACACACACACACACACACACAGACACACACACACACACACAGACACACACACAUUAUACCCGCCUUCGACCCCGUAACCGACUGUCCACACAGGAAACGCUGACCUCACAUACAUACACACACACACAACACAAGCAUGCUGACACACUCUCGUGUUGCACGUGUGGACACUGACACACACUUGUACGGCAAUGUGCAUACACAUUUGAACUCUAAUGUACUUUCACUCACACAUGCAAAACCCUGAGGGAUUCAUCCAUCAAACCAGGGAUUCUUUUGUCAAAAUAAUUACAACGAUGGACUUUAUUCAGCUGUAUUGGAAUAGAAGCAAAUGAGUUUUCAAUCAGGCCACGGUGGCAGGUAGAAACCCCAAAUUCGGCCACUUGGACUUUUUCACCUGACAUGCUGACGGUCGCUGGCAGAGCAGACAGACCUACCAGCCUUGGCUUGGUGGUGUUCUCCCACCCUCGUGUCCUAACUGUCUGUUUAGCCACAGUAGGUUUGGUCAAACACAAGAGCACCGCAUCAAGCCAGUGCCACGAAACGAGUCCACUUCUUUGUACACGUCGGCCCGACCACGCUUGUAUUGCUGUCGCUCUAGAUUCUUGUUUCUUUUCUACGAGCCUGGGCCGUCUAGCUCUUUUUAAAGCGUGGAGUUUUGUCCUUCUGUCUUGACUGUUGAUCUUUAGAGUUUGGAUUUGUUUUCGGUUUUGAGUAUGAAGACACUAAAAGCGAAACUCGCCUCCCUCCCCGAUCCGAGCUGGCGAUCCCGCCGACAGGCCGGCACUUUGGCCCCGUACGGGACUGACACGCCACGCCCCAGGUUUUAAUUUAAUCUGAACCGUGCAGACUAGCUGUAAAACGAGGAACACGAUUUGUUGCCGAGGUAAAAGACUGCUUUUCUUUGAAUCAGGGACGAGCUGCAACAGCUCAACGACACAUGACGCAGAUUCUCCUAGUUUUGCCCACAUCGUGUCAACUACAGAUGCUGAGAACAGUGUGUGUGUGUGUGUGUGUGUGUGUGUGUGUGUGUGUGUGUGUGUGUGU
Molecule: messenger RNA, 3129 nt
Organism: Xiphias gladius (swordfish)
Lineage: Eukaryota; Metazoa; Chordata; Actinopteri; Istiophoriformes; Xiphiidae
Gene: mef2d
Product: myocyte enhancer factor 2d
Exons: 10
Coding region: 443-1951 (502 amino acids)
Biological process (GO): positive regulation of transcription by RNA polymerase II
Molecular function (GO): protein dimerization activity; RNA polymerase II cis-regulatory region sequence-specific DNA binding; DNA-binding transcription factor activity, RNA polymerase II-specific
Source: RefSeq, a predicted model, not a curated record